AUGCAUUGCUCUUCAUCUUCUGCUCUAUUGCUGGCCGGCAUUGCCGGUCUUGCUGUUUUUAGCGAUGCCUCCCNNCCUCUUGAGAAGCGUUACACAUCGCCUACCGCACCUUUCGACGGGUGCCUCUACCAAGUCUCUAAUCUAGGAGGCUUCAAUUCUCACAUCUCUGUCAACAACUGGAAGACACUUCCAUCUACUCUCAAGGCAACAGACCGUAAUGGAGGUCCGUACGGCGUAUACUGGAAGCCCUCCCUCGUUGGUGUUGAUCGCAAAGACGGCAGUCUUACCCUCACUGUGCCUGGAGGUCAACCAAACUGCACCGAGGCCAAUCCCUGUGGCAGUGCCCAAAUUACCACCGCCGCAAACGAUGUUAUGUACGGAAGCAUGCGCACUGUAGCAAAGACUCCCAAUGUCUGGGGUACCGUCAGCGGGUUCUUCUUCUAUAGCGAUGACAACAACGAGUCCGACAUUGAGAUCCAGACCGGAGAUACCACACACGUUCACUUUACGAACCAGGAUUGGUAUGGUUCGAAUGCGCUGUCCAAUGCCAGUGCUGUAGCCGAUACAUCUGCUGCUUACCAUGAGUAUCGUGUUGACUGGGUCCCUGGAAGAACCGACUACUAUGUCGAUGGAAAGCUGUUGCAGACCUUUACCAAGUUUGUGCCCAGAACAGCUGGAGCUUGGAUGUGGAACUCGUGGACGUGA
Molecule: messenger RNA, 705 nt
Organism: Aureobasidium musti
Lineage: Eukaryota; Fungi; Ascomycota; Dothideomycetes; Dothideales; Saccotheciaceae
Source: the annotation of a GenBank genome assembly